Messenger RNA from Colletotrichum gloeosporioides, 1395 nucleotides. RefSeq lists its product as uncharacterized. The transcript is spliced from 8 exons. The coding region runs from base 1 to 1395 and encodes 464 amino acids. The record is from RefSeq and is a predicted model, not a curated record. Lineage: Eukaryota; Fungi; Ascomycota; Sordariomycetes; Glomerellales; Glomerellaceae.
AUGGCCGCCUUUCGGUUUCUCGUCCUGCUGGCCUGUUUUCUCGGCCUGAGCAGCUACGUCGCUGCCGCCGACCUGUCAUACAACGGAAUCCCUCCAUGCGCGAUAUCCUGCAUUCUUCAAGAGAUCGGGGCAGGGCACUCGACAUGUGCCCUCACGAAUCAGACAUGCAUGUGUAACGACAAGGUUCUCGCUGGGUAUGUGCAGACUUGCGUGAUGGCAAACUGCACAGUUAAAGAGAUGCUGGUCGCCCAGAACCAGUCGCUCGCGGCUUGUGGCGUGCCUCCGGCCCAACAAGACACUGUUAUGCAGUGGUUCAGAGCUCUUCUCUUCGGCCUUCCAACGUUCUUCAUCAUCGUACGGAUCACGAAUAAGUACAUGAAGCUGUCGCCGUGGGGCUGGGACGACACGACCUGUCUCGUCGCAUAUGGUGUUCUAGCAGCCUUCUUACCCGCAGCCUAUCUUGCUGAGGAGACAGGCGCUGGACGAGACAUUUGGAGCCUUACUCCCGAGCAAAUCACGUACUUCUUGGUGCUCUUCUAUGUCUUUGGGAUGCUCUACCUGACUGCUCUUGCCUUCGUCAAGGCAUCGAUUCUCUUUCUCUAUUUACGCAUCUUCCCGGACGAAAAGUUCCGACGAGUCCUCUGGUGCACGCAAAUGUUCAACCUGCUCCUCCUCAUCGCGUUCGUUGGAGGCACUGUUGGGUCGUGCCAACCUAUUCACUACUUUUGGGAUGGAUGGACUGGGGAGAUGAAGGGCCAAUGCAUCAACCUGAACGCCUUUGCAAUGUGCCACGGCGCUCUCAACGUUGCCUUGGACGUCUGGAUGCUCGUUCUUCCGGCAACCCAGGUCUAUGAUCUGAGGAUGCCGCUCAUGCGCAAACUUGGAGUGAUGCUCAUGUUCAGCGUUGGAGUAUUCCUCACAGCAGUCAGUGCGUAUAGGGUCAAGGCAUUAUUGAUCUUCUCGACGUCCUACAACGUCACAGCCGACUCCUUCCAAAGCUCGCUUUGGUCACACAUUGAACUAUGUGUGGGCAUCUUUGUUGCCUGUUUACCGAGUACUCGCCAAGUCUGGCGAAUCCUCUUCCCCAAGAUAGUAACACAACUCUCGAGGACUGGACGCUCAGCAAAGGGAUCUAACAGCGAGUCCCAAGCCUCCAGAACCAUAUCCAGUCCCCCCGAGCGAGCACGAGUUGUGUCCUACGAGGAAGCAUCAAUAGCCCAUUUGGUCGGAGACUUCAGGAACAUCGACCUCAACGACCUCCCGUCAGAGCCAGAUACACCAAGCACACCGAAAACACCGAAGAGUCGAAUCGAGUUCAAGGAGGAGCCUUGUUCUGGCAGCUCAAGGGGCAACGACAGCACAAGAAGCAUGUUGAAGAUGAAAGAAGAGGCAUGA